CGGGAUACGAAGAUGAUGAUUAUCAGGGAGGUACUGUUACCAAUGGGAAAGACCCGCCCAGGGAAGGAAUUCCAAAUCAUUCUAGAGGCAGUGUAGAUAUCUGAAUGCAGCGCUCGGUAAUCCUCGACUGCCGUCUCCACCAGAUGAAAUAGCUUCAAUCAACCCCACUCGCCUCAUCAACCAGCAGUAAAACGGUUUCCGACAGCCCCCGACUUGACGCACCUGAGAUCAAAUUCUCAUCUCACACAUGAGCUACUCCGUCCGCGCCUCGCAGAGACUGAGACUGCUCUUGCCAUCUUUGCAGAAGAAGCCAACGUUUGAUCUUCGUUUAGUGCCUACACGACUGUUUGCGACUAUGGCGUCGACGACGGAUACCAAGAACUACAAGUUCAACCACUCCAUUAUCAUGGUUGACAAUGUAUACAAAGUCCGCGUCAAGGAUCCCAAGGAGUCAGUCAAGUUCUACUCGUUCCUGGGCAUGUCGGUCAUCAAAAAGCUGGAGUUCCCAGAGGCCAAGUUCGAUCUCUACUUUCUCGGCUACGACUCGCCCAAGGCCGUGUCGGGCGGCAAUAACGUGUGGGACCGCGAGGGCCUCAUUGAGCUGACGCACAACUACGGCACCGAGAACGACCCAAAUUACAAGAUCAACAAUGGCAACGUCGAGCCCUACCGCGGAUUUGGGCACACGUGUAUCAGCGUCGACAACAUCCAGGCCGCCUGCCGGCGCCUAGAGGAAGCUGGCUACAAGUUUCAGAAGAAAUUGACAGACGGCCGCAUGCGCCAUAUUGCCUUUGCCCUGGACCCGGACGGGUACUGGGUCGAGAUCAUCGGGCAGAAGCCGGUCGAGGAGACGGAGAGCAUCAAGGAGACGGAUGUGCAGACGUAUCGGAUGAACCACACCAUGAUCCGCGUCAAGGACGCGGAGAAGUCGCUCAAGUUCUACCAGGAGGUUCUGGGCAUGUCGCUGUUCCGGAAGCACGAGAACGAGGCGGCCGGCUUCAACCUCUACUUCCUGGGCUAUCCCGGAGAGAAAGGAGUCCCGGCCGAGGGCCAGGGCACCGCUGACCGCGAGGGUCUGCUCGAAUUGACGUGGAACUACGGCACCGAGAAGGACGAAAACUUUAGCUAUCACGAUGGAAACAAGGGCCCCCAGGGCUUUGGACAUAUCUGCAUCUCGGUCGACAACCUUGAGGCGGCCUGCGCCCGUCUUGAGUCGCUCAACGUCAACUGGAAGAAAAGGCUGACGGAUGGGCGGAUGAAGAAUGUUGCGUUUGUUUUGGACCCUGACGGAUACUGGGUCGAGAUCGUACAAAACGAGCGGUUCACAGGCCAGGCCAACUUUUAGUCGCCCGGAUUUCCCGUGUCCGGUGUACUGUACGUGUACGCACUUCUUUCGGGGAUACUAUGAGUACGUGGCGUCCAAUGUCAACAUCCUUAAUGCGGAUCGCCAGUCAGGAGUCUCUACCAUAAGCAUCGGGACAGCAGGAGACGAGUGCGUGAUGUGGACGAUGCGAGGCUUACCGUGUAAGCUCCUCUGGUGGCCAACCAAGCAAUGCAUCCAAUGCAUCGGCUGGCAAGCUGGAGCAUCCGAUUGAAGCAGCAUCAAUUGCUCGCAUUAGUCAAACGUGGGGGAAUGAGGGGUUGGAGUCGGGAGGCGCAUGCUUCAUGCAGGACAAAGGCUCAAUAAAGCAAACGUAUGGGUUCUUAUUGGGACGUGAUCGCUCCUUGGUCAGUCACCCGUGAGAAGCUAUGACAAGUCUUGGUGUAUAAUCGAGUUGUAUGCCGAUGGCCGGAAAGGGACGAGAAUGGAUGGCAAUAGGUCACGA
This is a messenger RNA of Canariomyces notabilis, 1826 nucleotides long. RefSeq names its product glyoxalase I. The record is from RefSeq and is a predicted model, not a curated record. The transcript is spliced from 6 exons. Lineage: Eukaryota; Fungi; Ascomycota; Sordariomycetes; Sordariales; Chaetomiaceae. The coding region runs from base 248 to 1345 and encodes 365 amino acids. Gene Ontology annotation, molecular function: lactoylglutathione lyase activity; metal ion binding.